Ceraceosorus guamensis is the source of this 960-nucleotide messenger RNA. Its product is annotated as cytochrome b5. The record is from RefSeq and is a predicted model, not a curated record. Lineage: Eukaryota; Fungi; Basidiomycota; Exobasidiomycetes; Ceraceosorales; Ceraceosoraceae. Gene Ontology annotation, cellular component: intracellular membrane-bounded organelle; endoplasmic reticulum membrane. The coding region runs from base 221 to 610 and encodes 129 amino acids. Gene Ontology annotation, molecular function: heme binding. The transcript is spliced from 3 exons.
UCAGAAUUGUGAAUCAAAGAGGUUGACAAUUGAAGCGAGUCAAGUGCAUGAAGCGGCCAAGGCGUUUGGAAUUUGCUCGCUCGUGCUCACACUCACAACUACGACCCCAUUUGCACUGUAGCUACUCGCCAGAUUUGAACUCAACGCUCCCAACUAACAGCCUGCAUCUCAUCCACAAGCUUCUGAGAGUCCAGAGCCACGCCAGACGAUUAUUGACACAAUGUCGGAGAACCAGGGAAAGAUCAUCACCAAGGCGCAAUUGGCCGAGCACGCCUCUCACAAGAAUCUCUGGAUCGUCAUCUCCGGUCAGGUGUACGAUGUCUCCAAAUUCAUGGACGAGCAUCCAGGGGGAGACGAGGUCUUGCUCUGCGAGGCGGAGAAGGAUGCUACUGAGGCUUUCGAGGAUGUAGGACACAGUGACGAUGCUAGGGCUCUGCUGCCACCCAUGCUCGUCGGCGAAAUCGAAGGCGGAGGCGAGGCCGCAAAACCCAAGGUGCAGGUUUCUCCUGUCAACAAGGACCCCACCUCGGUCACCAACAGCAACCCUCUGUUCAUGUUCGCUCCAUUGCUCGUCCUGGGCGUUUGGGUCGCAUACAAGUACAGCUCUUGAGCCGCUUUUGACCUGGCAGUAGACGAGCGCACAGAGCCUCGAAUAUCGCUUUUGACAUUCUCAUCCUUUUUGGUUGCUCUGCUAUUCUAAUUGCAGUCCUUUAGCAUCAUGCAGGCGAUUGCAAUUCGAACAUUCACUCAGUCAUUCGAGAUGGGCGCCCGGUUGCUGGGCGUGUCCUGUUUGUUAUUCGAAAGCCAAGCGUUGGAGGGCCUGACGCGACGAAGCUCCCUUUUGGCCGGGCUGCGCAGACUCGGGGACCUCACUAUGCAAGUCUACGACUUUCACUUUGAUUUGGUGAAUGGGGUGGCGCCCUUUUGUCAGGAAUCGAGCUGAGCCGUGACAGUCUCGCA